AUGGCUGAGGACCUGAACAACUUUUACUGCAGGUUUGACCUGUGUGAUCACACUAAGGAGAGAGAUGAGCUCUCUGCUGAGCUCUCCUCCAUGACCCUCUCCACUGCUAACCUGCAGCUGCUGCCUGAGGAUGUAGAGCGCACCUUUAGGGGGAUUAAACCCAAUAAGGCUCCGGGUCCGGAUCUGAUCUGUGGGCGUCUGCUCAAAAGAGGGGACCAGCAGGAGCAGAGAGGGGACCAGCAGGAGCAGAGAGGGGACCAGCAGGAGCAGAGAGGGGACCAGCAGGAGCAGAGAGGGGACCAGCAGGAGCAGAGAGGGGACCAGCAGGAGCAGAGAGGGGACCAGCAGGAGCAGAGAGGGGACCAGCAGGAGCAGAGAGGGGACCAGCUGGAGCAGAGAGGGGACCAGCAGGAGCAGAGAGGGGACCAGCAGGAGCAGAGAGGGGACCAGCAGGAGCAGAGAGGGGACCAGCAGGAGCAGAGAGGGGACCAGCAGGAGCAGAGAGGGGACCAGCAGGAGCAGAGAGGGGACCAGCAGGAGCCACGUGGAGAGUCUGCUCCAGCGUCCAUGGGAAAAGCACAGAGCUGGUCGCUCAUGUUGCUGAGCCGCUGGAGGUUUGAAAUAGCUGAAGUGGUCAAGCCGGAUUGUUCAGGGGUGACUGAAUGCCAGGUCAACUCGGAAUUCAACAUAAUUACUGGAAAAACGUCCAUUGGAGAAUUAUUUACUUCUCUGGAUGGUUUCUACCUUGGCUUUGAAGAAGUUUUCACCAGAAGGACAGAAUAUGAAGGCAAACAUUCAAAAGCAAAAGGUGAGUUUGCCUCAUAA
Molecule: messenger RNA, 825 nt
Organism: Knipowitschia caucasica
Lineage: Eukaryota; Metazoa; Chordata; Actinopteri; Gobiiformes; Gobiidae
Source: the annotation of a GenBank genome assembly